AUGGUUAGAAUACGCCAUAUAAUUGAAAUGCGAAAAGCACUAAAGGCCGAUCCGUUAUUGCCGCCCAUAUCCAAAAACCGUGAAAGAAGUUUCACUGAUGCAUAUGACAGGAAAAUGGCACCAAAAGAUAUCAUCGAGGUGGAUUUACAAAUCAGGGAGCUUAUGACCGACUGCUUCAAGUUCGAUAAUAUUGUCUGCCUCGUAUCUGAAAACGAAUGCGACUGCGAUGGUCCAUGGAAACUUGUUACAACAACGGAAGUAAUUCCAAAAGCCAGUGAGAUCUCCAUUCCGGGCGCUUUUACAUUCGAGUUCAUAUUCGAACGAGAUCGUCAGCUGCGACUUGAAAUUUGCGAUUACAACGAGGAUGAAGUGACUGUCAUUGGAACAGCGACACUUUCUGCCACCGAAAUCGUCGCUUCAACAUCCCAUCUUACCAAGAAUCUUAUGUGA
This is a messenger RNA of Gongylonema pulchrum, 450 nucleotides long. The record is from the annotation of a GenBank genome assembly. Lineage: Eukaryota; Metazoa; Nematoda; Chromadorea; Rhabditida; Gongylonematidae.